CCAUGCAGCAGGACACCCUCCGACACUUCCUCUUGGAGGCGGUGUCCGUGCUCGCCCUCUACCACCCCGGGGCCGUCAUCGACAGCCUGCUGCAGAAGCAGCUGCCCAUGGACAGUGACACCGAGGAGCUGUGGAGGGUCCUGGGGGGGAAAUUCUUUGUGGACCACUUCCUGCGGGUCUUGAUGGAAAAACUGAAGAACUCAGGAAGCGACCAGCCCAGGACCAGCUCUGCCAAGCCUGAGGCAGACGAGGAGGAGGCUGCGCUGGAGCCUCUCAAGAUGACCCGGGCCAUCUCUGUGGUGGUGUCAGCGCUGCAGAGCCCGGAGGCUGUGCAGCGCCUGCUCCCGGAGCUGCUGCCGGUGCUGCUGAAGCAGAUCAGCGCCACAGUGGGCAAGGAGAUGCCAUCUUCCCCACUCAGCACCCGGGGAAAGCUGUUCCUGAAGGGCCACACGAGCGAUGACAAUCCUUGCAGGUAGGAGCCAGGGGACGGAGACGCAGGGGCUGGGCUUGGGUCCCCGUCACUUUGAUUCCCAGGGAGGAAGGUGCCCCAGGGAGACUUGUUUUUUCCCCUGGGCUCUAUUUAUUUUGGUUUGGGUUUGUCUGUUUGGUUGUAGUUCUUGUUUUAUGAGUGUUGGUGUGC
Molecule: messenger RNA, 640 nt
Organism: Dromaius novaehollandiae (emu)
Lineage: Eukaryota; Metazoa; Chordata; Aves; Casuariiformes; Dromaiidae
Product: maestro heat-like repeat-containing protein family member 2B
Exons: 3
Coding region: 3-476 (157 amino acids)
Cellular component (GO): cytoplasm
Source: RefSeq, a predicted model, not a curated record